CACCACCACCACCACAUCCGAGGCUGGCCUCUGAUCAGUAUUCAUCUUGUUUUUCUCAAGCCCCAAGACCCUGCUUUUUUUCUUGUCUUUGGUCCUCAGCCAUAGUUGCUUCCGAUAUCUGCCCAAUUGUUGUCUCCUACAUGGUUUCGUCAUCCGCACCUAAACUCGCGAUUUCGGUACAAAAUUGGCAGCCAUGGCACCAGGCACUAACGGCCGAGGCGUCCAGGUCGAGGAUACCAAGAUCUGCGUUGUAAUGGUAGGAUUGCCUGCACGUGGAAAGAGUUACAUUGCACAAAAGGCUCAACGUUACCUACAAUGGCUCUCCAUCGACGCAAAGACAUUCAAUGUGGGCAACUACCGUCGAACCGAUGCUCCUCAGCCCUCAGCCGACUUCUUCGACAUGGGCAAUGCAGAGGGAGAGCGUCGAAGGAAAGCGGCCGCCGAGGCUGCCAUAGCAGACAUGCUGGCCUGGUUUCGACAAGGCGGUACCAUUGGAAUCUUGGAUGCGACCAACUCUACUAAAGAUCGAAGAAAAUGGGUUUCAGAUGUGUGCACGCGCGAGGGCAUCGAAGUCAUGUUCGUCGAGUCCAAGUGCGACAACGAGGAUCUGAUCAUGGCCAACAUUCGAGAUGUCAAGACAACGAGCCCCGACUACAAGGGGCAAGAUCCUGAACAGGCCGCACUCGACUUCCGAAACCGUAUCAGGAAUUACGAGAAGGUCUACAAGACAAUCGAUGGUGACGGCGACGAGAGUAGUUACACCUACCUCAAGAUCCUGGACGUCGGCAGCCAGGUCAUUAUCAACCGCAUACAGGACUACCUGCAAAGUCGCGUUGUGUACUACCUAAUGAAUCUCCACAUUCGCCCGCGAUCCGUCUGGCUGUCGAGACAUGGAGAAUCCAUGUACAACCUGGACGGCAGGAUAGGUGGAGACGCUGAUUUGUCUCCUCGAGGGCACCAGUAUGCACAGAAGCUGCCUGAGCUAGUGCGACAAUCAGUCGGAAGUGACCGACCUUUGACCGUAUGGACUUCGACACUGAAGCGAACGAUACAGACUGCUCGUUUCCUGCCUGACGACUACAAUCAACUGCAAUGGAAGGCUCUCGACGAGCUUGAUGCCGGCCUUUGCGAUGGUAUGACUUAUCAAGAGAUCAAGGAUGACUACCCCGAAGACUUCAUUGCCCGAGACGAAGACAAGUACAACUACCGUUACAGGGGUGGAGAGUCGUAUCGCGACGUUGUGAUUAGAUUGGAGCCCAUUAUCAUGGAGCUUGAGAGGUCCGAGGACAUCCUGAUUGUUACGCAUCAGGCUAUCCUUAGAUGCAUUUACGCCUACUUCAUGAAGAAGGACCAAUCGAAAUCACCAUGGAUGAACGUGCCGCUGCACACUCUCAUCAAGCUUACACCGAGGGCGUACGGAACCGACGAGGAGAGAUGGCAAGCAGAUAUCCCGGCAGUGAGCACGUGGAGAGCAAAGGGCAGUACGGCCAAGCACGAGGAUCCCGUACCGGGAACCGCCACUGUCUGAUGAUCAUGCCGAAAUCAGUCACCCGCAACGGCAGAACUACGUAGGACUUCUGGUUCAUUCCUAGGAGUUAUAUUUGCAAGGCAGUCAGCCCCUGUACCAAGUAUACAACCACGGUGAGCUUUGACGAUAGGAAAGGUUGGGAGGCUCCGGAAUGAAGAUAGAGAGCAGGCAAACUGGAAUGCAUCUUUAGGGUCUUCGACGGGACAAAAGGUCUUGCAUGUUUAUAGAGGUAUCUCGGGGAUCAGGCGGUAUGCUCUAGCAGCUAACAACAACCACAAUGACGCGACAUGAACGAUUGUAUAUUUCCAAACUGACGGAAAAGGAUGACGACUAGUCUAGGUAUAAAAUUUGACCGCUGAAUUUCUUAACUGCAUGGCAUGAUAUGAUAUACAAUCUUUCACACGAGCAGUCAAUGUGAGUUUUGCACUUUGCACAGUCUGACGUCCGGCUACAACA
Truncatella angustata is the source of this 1984-nucleotide messenger RNA. Its product is annotated as 6-phosphofructo-2-kinase. Gene Ontology annotation, cellular component: cytosol. The transcript has 3 exons. The record is from RefSeq and is a predicted model, not a curated record. Gene Ontology annotation, biological process: fructose metabolic process; fructose 2,6-bisphosphate metabolic process. Lineage: Eukaryota; Fungi; Ascomycota; Sordariomycetes; Amphisphaeriales; Sporocadaceae. Bases 194 to 1528 code for a protein of 444 amino acids. Gene Ontology annotation, molecular function: 6-phosphofructo-2-kinase activity; ATP binding; fructose-2,6-bisphosphate 2-phosphatase activity.